AAGAGUAAGAUGUAUUCUGAUAUUGUAAUGGACGAAGUGAUGGAUCUUCACAAUGACCAGUCACCCCUCAAUUUGAAGAUGACCAGUCAAAAGAAAUGCAAACCUCGGCCAUACAGUCGCCUGUCGACUAAAGGUUCAUCUUCAGCAUCUGCUGACCUAAACACCUUGAGGAAAGAGAGGGCACGGGUGCUCUUGUCACUGAUACCCUCUGACAAGAGGAAGAAAAUCGGCCUUGAACUGAGACCAACUCAAAUAGCACAAAAAACGAACAAUGAUAAGUGUAGACCAGCAGGUCAGUCACACACAUUCCCUUAUAUAUUUUGGAAUGUUGUUGAAAAUGACACCUAUCGGUCCGUCUGGUGGAGUGCUGAUGGAACUGCUGUGGUUAUCCACGAGAUGAUGUUCAUUGCUGAAAUCCUUCAAAGGGAUGCGAUUGAUCGUAAAUUCGGCACAAAGAGCAUCAAGAACUUCUAUCGCCAACUUAACCUGUAUGGAUUUACCAGGCCUGGAUUUAACCUAGAAAACCAUGGAAAUCCCUGCAUGGACAUCUCUGUCAAAGAGGUCAAGGUGUUUGUCAAUUCUAACUUCCAGAGGAGGUCUGAGCACCUCCUGGCCCAGCUGAAGCGCCGCGUAGGGACUAAUGCUACUCAAACUUCCCCAGUGGCUGAUGCGAAAAGCUAUAAGGCUUCUGGAGAUGGUUGCAAGCUGAGUGAUGAAAUGGUCAGCUCAACCUCCCGCAGACCCGCAAUCUCAUCCCAUGAGAUGACCCUACUUGGCCCCAGCCUGGGCCUGUCUCUCAUGCUGGUCGCUUUGGAGAGCAAGAGAAGGGCCUUGAUUCACUUCCUUCGGAUGCAUAAUGGCAACUCAGCAGCUCCAUCCACUUCCGGCAACAUCAACAGCAUCUGUGGCUGAGCUUCAGUAAACCCAGAGUUAGGCUAAAUGAUAUUCAGCUAAAUUUGAACUAUUUCAUUGCACAAACUCAUUUUGCAAUAAAUUUCA
Messenger RNA from Alosa alosa (allis shad), 999 nucleotides. Its product is annotated as heat shock transcription factor, X-linked member 3-like. Lineage: Eukaryota; Metazoa; Chordata; Actinopteri; Clupeiformes; Clupeidae. Bases 10 to 912 code for a protein of 300 amino acids. The record is from RefSeq and is a predicted model, not a curated record. Gene Ontology annotation, biological process: regulation of DNA-templated transcription. Gene Ontology annotation, molecular function: sequence-specific DNA binding; DNA-binding transcription factor activity. The transcript is spliced from 2 exons.